CCACAACCGAGCCCAACCCACACACUCGCUCCUUCCUUCUCCAGCCCUUCCACACACAAACCCGCAGCAGAGAGAGACGAGAGAGAGAGGUCGUAGGCAGCCGUUGCUUGCUGGCCUAGCUAGCCGCUGCGUGCUUGGCUCUGGUGGGCAUCUAGAUGCUCUCGUUUCCUUUCGCGGCGUCUGCUCAGCUACGCCGGAAUCCCUCCGUCUCCGGGCCUUCCCUCCCUCCUCUCAUGGCCUAGAUUCGUGCCAGUGCUGCUCGUAGCAAUCAAUCCAGAGCCGUUUCUUUCUUCUUUCCUCGCGCCUAGUACGUAGCGUAGCCUGCUCUGCUGCUGCUGCCUGCUCGCUUUGAAUACGCGCCCGCCCUCCUCAAAACGCUCAAACCUUGUCCCUUUCCCGCAAACCCCUACCGCCUUUUGGUCGCUCUAGCUCUAGCGCACAGGCAGGCAGGCAGGCAGGCACAGUACUAUACUCCCCGGGCGCCGCGCCGGGCUCUUUCACCUCGUCUCGGUCUCAGGUGGGCGGGCGGGCGUCCAGCACCUGCACUGUGCCCUCCUCUCGCCUCUCUCUUCCGCCAUAUAUUCCGCCCCCGCCUGUCACCGCGCACGAGGAGAGGAGAGCCGCGCUUGUGAGUCGUGAGUCGUGACUUGUCGGAGCCAGCUCCUCUGUCUCCAUCGCUGUCUUGAUUUGUCGCCUGAGCUGGGAGCAGCGCCGGCGAGGGAGCGAGCUUGCUAGGGGCGGUUGACUCUCACUCACUCAUGGCGUGGAGCGGGUUCAGGGAGGCGGCGGCGGGGGAGAGCGGCCUGGAGCUCAGCCUCGGCCUCCCCGCCUACUUCACCAAGCCGGCAGCACCACCUGCAGGUCUGGACGGGCAGGAGUCGAGCGGCGCCGGCGCCGGUGAUUUUGCUCGCCAUCCUGAUGGAGGAAGCAACGGCUCCAAGGCCAAGCCGGCAGCAGCAGCAGCUCCGGUCGUGGGGUGGCCGCCGGUGCGCUCGUUCCGGCGGAACCUGGCCGCCUCCAAGCCGUCGUCGUCCAAGGAGGACGGCAGGGCAAGCAAAGACAAGGGCGCCGACGAGCCUGCGGGCCGGAAGGGCCUGUUCGUGAAGGUCAACAUGGACGGCGUCCCCAUCGGGCGGAAGGUGGAGCUCAAGGAGGACGGCAGCUACGCUGACCUCUCCGCCACCGUCGACAAGCUCUUCCGCAGCCUCCUCGCCGUGUUUCCUGCCUGUGCAUGUAGCUCAAAGGGACGCCGCCGCUGCCCCCGACGCGAUCGCCGGCGGCGAGUACACGCUGGUGUACGAGGACGACGAGGGCGACAGGAUGCUGGUCGGGGACGUCCCAUGGCAGAUGUUCAUCGUCACAGCGAAGAGGCUGCGAGGGCUGAAGAGCUCCGACCUGCCAGCCUCGUCGCUGACGGCGGCCGGGAGCAGGAAGAGGCCGGCGGCCGCGGCUAUAAUUAGAGCCGUGUCUGUGACGAGGGUUAAUCCUGUUUUGCUACUACGUACGUACGCACGUAUGAGGAUGAAAUCACGGCUAUAAUUAGAGCCGUGUCUGUGACGCUGCUGCUAUUUUGGGGGCCAUCGUGGCCGUAUUUUGGUGCUUUUUUUCUACUUCUAACUAGAUGCGUUCGUCGGAUGCUCUAAUCUAAUACUAGUACUAGUAUGUUCUUAGUGGUAUAAUUGCACAAAUACUUCGUGUGAACUUGAUCUUUGCCGGUUGUUUGUUUGUGGUGCUGCUCGAACAGUGUUGGUUCAGGUCCAAUUUCUUCUGAUCGAUGUAUAGGACCAAAAAAAGGACACACAUGUAGAAUUUAGAUUUUUAGAAAGAUGAUUACCCCUGA
Triticum aestivum (bread wheat) is the source of this 1840-nucleotide messenger RNA. Its product is annotated as auxin-responsive protein IAA2. The record is from RefSeq and is a predicted model, not a curated record. NCBI's taxonomy places the organism in Eukaryota, Viridiplantae, Streptophyta, Magnoliopsida, Poales, Poaceae. Gene Ontology annotation, cellular component: nucleus. Gene Ontology annotation, biological process: regulation of DNA-templated transcription. Bases 759 to 1460 code for a protein of 233 amino acids. The transcript has 6 exons.